Molecule: messenger RNA, 1300 nt
Organism: Myotis lucifugus (little brown bat)
Lineage: Eukaryota; Metazoa; Chordata; Mammalia; Chiroptera; Vespertilionidae
Gene: POU3F4
Product: POU class 3 homeobox 4
Exons: 1
Coding region: 59-1144 (361 amino acids)
Biological process (GO): regulation of transcription by RNA polymerase II; brain development
Cellular component (GO): nucleus
Molecular function (GO): RNA polymerase II cis-regulatory region sequence-specific DNA binding; DNA-binding transcription factor activity, RNA polymerase II-specific
Source: RefSeq, a predicted model, not a curated record
CAAAGGCUGAAGCUGCUCCCUUUGCCACAUUAUAACUAGUAGGGGAUCCUCACCGACCAUGGCCACAGCUGCCUCGAAUCCCUACAGCAUUCUCAGUUCCAGCUCUCUGGUCCAUGCGGACUCUGCGGGCAUGCAGCAGGGGAGUCCUUUCCGAAAUCCUCAGAAACUUCUCCAAAGUGAUUACUUGCAGGGAGUUCCUAGCAAUGGGCAUCCCCUCGGGCACCAUUGGGUGACCAGUCUGAGCGAUGGAGGCCCGUGGUCCUCCACACUGGCCACCAGCCCUCUGGACCAGCAGGACGUGAAACCCGGGCGUGAAGACCUACAGCUGGGCGCGAUCAUCCAUCACCGCUCGCCUCACGUCGCCCACCACUCUCCGCACACUAACCACCCCAAUGCCUGGGGGUCGACCCCGGCUUCCAACCCGUCCAUCACGUCCAGCAGCCAACCCCUUAACGUGUACUCGCAGCCGGGCUUCACCGUGAGCGGCAUGCUGGAGCACGGGGGGCUCACCCCACCGCCGGCGUCUGCCACCGCACAGAGCCUACACCCAGUGCUCCGGGAGCCCCCAGACCAUAGCGAUCUAGGCUCUCACCACUGCCAGGACCACUCGGAUGAGGAGACACCAACCUCGGAUGAGUUGGAACAGUUCGCCAAACAGUUCAAACAAAGAAGAAUCAAGUUGGGUUUCACGCAGGCCGACGUGGGGCUGGCACUGGGCACACUGUACGGCAACGUGUUCUCACAAACCACCAUCUGCAGGUUUGAGGCCUUGCAACUGAGCUUCAAGAACAUGUGCAAGCUGAAGCCACUGCUGAACAAGUGGCUGGAGGAGGCUGAUUCGUCCACUGGGAGCCCGACCAGCAUUGACAAGAUCGCAGCGCAGGGCCGCAAGCGCAAGAAGCGAACCUCCAUUGAGGUGAGUGUCAAAGGUGUACUGGAGACGCAUUUCCUCAAGUGUCCCAAGCCUGCCGCACAGGAGAUUUCCUCGCUGGCAGACAGCCUCCAGUUGGAGAAAGAAGUGGUGCGUGUCUGGUUCUGUAACAGAAGACAGAAAGAGAAAAGAAUGACUCCACCAGGGGAUCAGCAGCCACAUGAGGUUUAUUCGCAUACCGUGAAAACAGACACGUCCUGCCAUGAUCUCUGACUGCAGGAAGCCGGCAACCGAUCAGCCGCACGAACUGGGGCAGCGCGGAUUUCUCUUUCUCUCCCACUCCCUUCCUUUCACUCCAGCUUCAUAAUUGCUAUCUUUGUAGCUCUCUCUCUCUCUCUCUCUCUCUCUCUCUCUCUCUCUCUCUCUCUC